Messenger RNA from Penicillium malachiteum, 1602 nucleotides. RefSeq names its product CFEM domain-containing protein. Lineage: Eukaryota; Fungi; Ascomycota; Eurotiomycetes; Eurotiales; Aspergillaceae. Bases 1 to 1602 code for a protein of 533 amino acids. The record is from RefSeq and is a predicted model, not a curated record. The transcript is spliced from 3 exons.
AUGAUGAAGUACUUGGGCCCAGUGUUGCUGUUCAGCACUGUAGCACUUGCCCACCCAAAGGGUCUUUGGUGGGGAACCGACUUUUGUUAUCCAAGCCCGGAGAACACUGACAACCAUUGCUCUCCAUCUCAGGAGGCUGGGUUUGAUUGGUCUCAGUUAGCCGAUGGGGAUAACUGGAGCUACGAAGGAUUCAGCUUCAAUGGCUUUGGGCCCAAGGAUGGCUGCCGUGCUUCGGGAGGCAAAUGUAUUGAGGGAAGACUUUCCCAGGACGAUGACUGGGCCCUGCAAAUCGAUGCUGACCAGGCUCCGUUCUCUGUCCAAAAAUUCCACAUCACCACCUCAAGGGACGUUGAUUUGAUCAUGACCUACACUCUGGCAAAUGGUAAAACAUGUCACCAGGUCGCCUCUACUACUCCCCAAGGAUCGGAUGUUGUCAAUGAGCAAUGCGGUGGCGCGGUAUCAGUCAGCUUCCAGCUCGCUGUUUUUAAUCAAGUGGGUGAUGUUGACCUAGAGCUUCAUCAAGUUGGCUUCGACUGCUCUCCGGGACCAAAGCCUGCUGGACCUCUCGUUGAGACUCAUUCUCAAUCUUAUCUCCCACCAACUCCCGCCAGUCAUACAAUCUCUAUCGUCUACACCAAGCCUCCUCAGGCCCACACGUCUCAGCCAGAGGCUCAUACGUCACCUAGCAAGCCUGUUGAGAUGACCACUUCUACAAAGUGGAUCACAGAAGAAAUCACUGUGACUAAAUGCCAUCCUACUGUGACCGAUUGCCCAGCUCACUCCACAGUCAUCUCUUCACAUAUCAUUCCCACAACUACAUUAUGUUCUGUGACAGACGCAGUUACACGACCUACCGCACCGGCUUCUCAUUCAAUCUCUCAGCCCGCUUCCACAGCCCCCGCUCAACCAAGCUCACCCAGCAAACCCGAAUGCCCUGAUUUGGUCCCUAAGUGCUUAAACACUUGGCUCUCUGUGCCCAAUUGCAGCUCAAACAGCGACACGGCCUGUUUCUGUCCCUCUUCUGAGUUUACCAGCAAGUACAAGUCCUGUGUGAGCGCUUGGAGUACCUCCAAGGAACAAGAAGAUUCUGCCUUAUCCUACUUCGCUGGAAUUUGCGCCUCAUACAUUCCAAAGAACCCAGAUAUCAUCAGCCUGGUCCCUUCAAACACCGCUACCGCUCCCACUCAUGUCCCAACUGCCGUCGUCCCUGCACCUACAGAGCCUGCUACGCCAGUUACAUCUGAGCCAAUGCCUCCUUGCACGACUAUCACUUGGUCCUCUCAUACUGUAACUGUUCCGCAGGUCCAGUUCAGCACCAGUACUGGUGUCUCUACCACUGUUGUUGGUCUUGUGCCUGGUCCAACAAGCCACUCUACUGUCCCGACCCCUACACCCCUGUCACACACCACUUGCAAAUUUUCUUUCACAACUGUGCCCACGAAGACAACAAGUACGACAUGUACAACCUCGGCUUCCACUUCUACUACUACUGUUGUUCCCACUUCUACCCCGACUUUUGUCAGCUCUAACUCUGCUUCUAAGAUGUUCUCGGGUUGUGUAUGGGCUGUCGGUGUUGCGUUCUUUAUUAUCUCUCUUCAGUAA